Messenger RNA from Parnassius apollo (apollo), 1185 nucleotides. Lineage: Eukaryota; Metazoa; Arthropoda; Insecta; Lepidoptera; Papilionidae. The record is from the annotation of a GenBank genome assembly.
AUGUUCCCAGAUGCUAGUGGUAGGAAUGAUAACUUGAGAUUAAUGCAGUUGGACGAAAAUUUACUCAAGGAAAUUGAAGCUGGGAACGGAUUGGUAUUUAAAGGAGACCCAGACGAAAAUGUUGUUAUGUGCACAGAAAAUAAAACGUACGACGUUAAGGAAGCCGAAACCUCUAACAGUCUUUUGUUAGUUCCUGAUUUGCUGUACGCUGCAUCGACAGGCGGAGAUGAAGUAUUGGGUAAUAAUUCAAUGGAAUGUGAUUCAGACACAUCAUUUGAUAAGUCAAAUAAUAGUCUAAAUAAAUCAAAUGAUUCAGAUGACGGAACAAGAGAGCCCAGAAAGGUAGAAUUUAAAGAUGUUGUUAAUACGUUUUUCACUUAUUAUGAAUUAAAACCAUGUAAACCUCGAUUAUCGAAAUUACGGAAACUUCUAGAAGCAACCUUAUAUCAAGGUCCAGAGCUGGAAUAUGCAGUUGACAAAUCCAAGCUUGUUGAUUAUGAUGCAAUUUAUGAGCAGGUGCAGGCAUCUCGAGCAGAAAUAGACAUGGAACUUGAAAAAAUACAGGCGGUAAAAAUUAAUGACCACUAUCGAUUACUUGAUUUUGAUUACGAAUUUAGAGUUCUCUCGUACAUGUUAGAUCUGAUAGAAGAGAAUUCGUGGCCUUUGAAUAGGAUAUCGAAAAAAAUAACCUUUGACAGUUUAAAAGAUCUCGUACCUCUAGCUGUGUUAGAAGCCUUAUUUAAAUUUUACACCAUUGAAACAUAUAAAGAAGAAAAUGUACAGUAUUAUCAGUACAAACAAGAUAAAGUAUGUAGAUUUUUAGCGAGAGUUUUGUUGAAGAGUGCUGGAAAAUUUAAUUAUGCAGAGUUUCUGCAGGCGUGGCGAGACUCAGUGCCAGAAGGAAUGACUACUGACGAAUCUUUAUUAUCCGGAAUAGCUAUUGUAGACAAAAGUAGCACGCCCCAAGUUGUGUGGGGCUUUUCCGAGAGCGAUCUUCCGGACGAUAUAAACGAAAGAUUCAAAAUCUUGUUUCGGACCAAAGCGAAAUGGACUGUAGAUGAAAUAUCACCUUACAUAGAAUCUUAUGCAACCGAGAAACUAAACGUGAAUGCAUUGCUAACGAAAUAUGCUAGAGCAUCGACCCAAAACGGUGUCAGAGUUUUUUCUGCAAAGCAUAUGAAAUAG